AUCAGUACCCCUUCCUCCAUGAACUGGAAGGCCGCUGUUCUUCCUCCCGGCACUCAGCUGUCUUCCCCCCAACAAUAAUUCCUUACAUCCCACGCACCCAACUCUUGGCAGUUUACCAAGACCUUUUGCAUCCCCAUUACCUCAUGUGAUCCCCACAACACCCAUGAGAGGAAGAUGAAUCGUCCGAUCCAAGUGAAGCCGGCUGCCAGUGAGGGCCGAGGAGAGGACCGGAAGCUGUUUGUGGGGAUGCUGGGCAAGCAGCAGGGUGAAGAGGACGUCAGACGCCUGUUCCAGCCCUUYGGUCAUAUUGAGGAGUGCACAGUUCUGCGGAGCCCUGACGGGACCAGUAAAGGCUGUGCCUUUGUCAAGUUCGGGAGUCAAGGGGAAGCUCAGGCGGCCAUCCAGGGUCUGCACGGCAGCCGGACUAUGGCGGGCGCCUCGUCCAGCCUCGUGGUCAAGCUGGCAGAUACAGACCGCGAGCGAGCRCUGCGGCGAAUGCAGCAGAUGGCUGGCCAGCUGGGUGCCUUCCAUCCCACACCACUGCCACUUGGGGCCUGUGGCGCCUACACCACAGCGAUCCUGCAGCACCAGGCAGCCCUGCUGGCAGCUGCACAGGGCCCGGGCCUAGGCCCUGUAGCCGCAGUGGCAGCCCAAAUGCAGCAUGUGGCGGCUUUCAGCCUGGUGGCUGCGCCACUGUUGCCUGCAACAGCCAACUCCCAGCCUGGCAGUGGUCCUGGCACUCUCGCGGGUCUUCCAGCGACCAUUGGGGUCAAUGGAUUUGGCCCAUUGACUCCCCAGACCAACGGGCAGCCAGGCUCUGACACGCUCUACAAUAAUGGGCUCUCUCCUUAUCCAGCAGCCUAUCCGACGGCCUAUGCCCCAGUGAGCACAGCUUUUCCCCAGCAGCCUUCAGCCCUACCCCAGCAGCAAAGAGAAGGCCCAGAAGGCUGUAAUCUCUUCAUCUAUCACCUGCCUCAGGAGUUUGGUGAUGCAGAACUCAUACAGACAUUCCUGCCCUUUGGGGCCGUUGUCUCUGCCAAAGUCUUUGUGGAUCGAGCCACCAACCAGAGCAAAUGUUUUGGGUUUGUUAGUUUUGACAAUCCAACCAGUGCCCAGACUGCUAUUCAGGCCAUGAACGGCUUUCAAAUUGGCAUGAAGAGGCUCAAGGUCCAGCUAAAGAGGCCUAAGGAUGCCAACCGGCCUUACUGAUCUGCUCUCACUGACUAGCCACAGAAAGAAACUGACGAGUGAGAAGAAAGGGAAGAAAAAGCACAGAAACCCUGGAGCAGCCCUUCCGGAAGGAGCAGCUGCAGAUGGAAGUGGAUCAGACCUGAGGCUGGYGCCUGGGGCUCACGCCACUCAAGGAUUGUUCUUAUCAAGUGGGUUGUUCUGCACCUGUGGCAGAGAGCUCAGGUUGUCAGGGCAACCAGGACUGGUUGAGAACUGACUGGGGAACCAGCAGAGGGCCUUGGGGGUGCCAAGGGCUUCUCUCUACAAGGGAAGCCCAGAUUUACUUCUUUCAAAAUCAUAUCAUUCCUUAGAGUUUAGGGACCAAAGGACUAUUGCUUUUUUUAAGAAUAUAUAUAUAUAUAUAUAUCUAUAUCUAUAUAAAUUAAAACAAACAAGAAAAAACACAAGAGAAAUAAAAAAAGACAGUAUAGAGUCUCAUAAAAGCUGCCUUUAAAUAUCCCUAGGAGACAGGGUGAAGGAGACCUUUGAUAGCACCAGCCUAGGCAAUGGGAGGCCAUGGAAAGAUUGUCUUGUGUCUCAUCCCCUCUUAAACCACUCCCCCACCCUUCCCUUUUCAAGAUAAUUAAGGACCCAAGAGGUCCAGGCUCAUAAAAAGAAGGUUAUGGAAGCAGUGAACCCAUAAUCUCCAAUCUCCAGCCUCAGAGGUCAWCCCUGAAGAGGCCCCAAGAGGGGUUCAGGCCUGCCUUGGUUCUGUCAUCCUACAAGGACUCCUGGGCAGCAGAAGUGAUAACCUCCCUUUCCUUCUCAAUGGAUUCUCUCAUGGAACCACUGCUUCCCCAAGAAGGAAGAAAGAGGGAGUUUUGGCCACAUGAGCUUUUUUCAUCCCAGUCAGUCCAAAUAGACAGAGGCCUUGCCUUUGGCUGAACUGAGACACCUCCUAUUUCUYCUCCCCUUGAGCCAGCCCCAGUGUCCCCUUGCUCCAGGCCACCUUCUGUCUCUUAAAUUUCCCUACCUAUAAAGUAGAUUCAAAAUAUACAUAGAGGGCUGUGACAACAGACUUGGAAGGUUUGCUACUGUAUAUACUGCCAUUGAGAAGGGGAUAAUUUUCAAUAUGUAGAAGCUUCAGAAUUAGGGGUCCCUGUUUACCCAGGACCCGGGAGGGAAAUAGAUGUUUUGCCAAAAUACUUCUUCAUUCCUUUAAAAAGUACAUCUUUCCUAUGCAAGAGUGUCUCAUAUGUGCUUAUCCAAGGUGCUUUUAGAUGGUGAGCAGUGUUCAGCUUAGAAGUGGUGUGUGCUCUGUCUGUCCGUCUUUGUCCGUCUGUUGUAUCCAGUGGGUGCCAUAUAAAGCUGAUCAAUGGUGGUGCUUCCUGCCUGCUUCUGUGAGAUGGGCAAAAGAUUCCGCUUAGAAAACCGUGAUUCACCUUGCCUUGAUCAGUCUUUCCUGUGCCCACAGGCCCUGCUCAUAUUUUUCCAGGGGGAUAAUUUUCUCUCCACCCCUUAGAAAUGAAUUAGCCUAGUCUGAGGCCCCAGCUGUGUGUGGGAGCUCUCUAGUUCCCAGAUGUUGCUGAUGUUGGAGGUCUCUGAUCUGAUAACAGUCAGACAGUAAAGAAUGUGGGGUGGGGUCAGAGGAUUCUUCCUUCAUAUGGUUUCUAAGAAAACUUGUUCCCACCUGUU
Molecule: messenger RNA, 2865 nt
Organism: Urocitellus parryii (Arctic ground squirrel)
Lineage: Eukaryota; Metazoa; Chordata; Mammalia; Rodentia; Sciuridae
Source: RefSeq, a predicted model, not a curated record